This is a messenger RNA of Galdieria sulphuraria, 3938 nucleotides long. Its product is annotated as glycyl-tRNA synthetase. The record is from RefSeq and is a predicted model, not a curated record. Bases 27 to 3776 code for a protein of 1249 amino acids. Gene Ontology annotation, molecular function: glycine-tRNA ligase activity; ATP binding. The transcript is spliced from 4 exons. Gene Ontology annotation, cellular component: mitochondrion; cytoplasm. Gene Ontology annotation, biological process: mitochondrial glycyl-tRNA aminoacylation. NCBI's taxonomy places the organism in Eukaryota, Rhodophyta, Bangiophyceae, Galdieriales, Galdieriaceae.
UCCUGUUGGAGAAUGGGUUGUUUUGUAUGGAAAGAAUUGCUUUAUAUAUCCAGGUCUUAUUGAUGCACACAUUCAUGUUGAGUCUCUUGGAAAUAGACUAUUUUGGCCAAGUCUAUCUUGUUGCACUAGUACUCUCGAAAGCUCAGGCAAGAUAUAUUUUAGAACGCUUUUGGCAAUCAAAGGAGGGAUUGGAAGGUCUCGAAUAUUUGUUGGCUUAUGGUUGGAAUGAUGAACUUUGGAGUGACGAGGAUAGAGUGAAGUGGAACGCUGACUUUAUAGACCAAUCUCCUAUAUUAGCAAACAUACCCACAGUUCUCUAUAGAAGAUGUUUACACGUAUGUUUAUUGAACAAAAAGGCCAUGGAAUGGAUUCACCGUGAUGACUACUGGAAUGAGUUACAAGAAAGAAGUUAUGUCAAGACGGAUAGUUUUGGAAGGUUGAAUGGAUUGCACGUAGAGAAAGCUGCUUUUCUUGUUCAGAAAUAUCUCCCUUCUCCUACAAUAGAAGAGAGAGCUCUUAAAGUAGAUUGUGCUAUGAGAUAUCUUUCCUCUUUAGGUAUUACUUCUGUUCAAACCAAUGAUACAGAUGAUGCAUGGAAGGUCUAUCAUUAUUUAUUAUGGAAUCAUUCACAAGAGAAAGAUUUAUGCGUACGAGUAUAUUUGACUUUUAUGUGGGAAGAAGUAUUUGAUUCAGAUACUUUUCAACCAAGACAAUUGAAAGCAAAGGACUUGCCAGAAUAUCUUUGGCCUAAAAGAACGGGAGUGGGAAAUGCCUAUUUACGCUGGGGUCGACUAAAGCUGUUUGUGGAUGGUUCAUUGGGAGCUAAGACAGCAGCCCUUUUGCAGCCUUACCAAAAUGAACAAGACAACUAUGGAAUUCUGUUGAUGGAUAAGGAAGAGUGUACUCGCAAAAUUACUGUCGCCUAUCAAAAUGGUUGGCAAUGUGAAACUCACGCUAUUGGAGACCGAGCAGUAGAAAUGACCAGUGAAAUUUAUGCCAAUGUUACUUGUGCUAAUCAACGACCAGUGUUGACUCAUGCGCAAUUGAUUUCCCAAGCCAGUUUGCAAUAUAUGAAACAAUCUGGAACUAUUGCAAAUAUUCAACCCAGUUUUCUUUCUUCAGAUUAUCCGUGGAUAGAGUCAAGAAUAGGUGCAGAAAGAAUCUCUUUUGCUUAUGCAUGGAAAACAAUAAGUGACUUUGGUAUUCUUCUAUCUGGUGGUUCUGAUGCUCCUGUGGAAGAUGCUUCACCUUGGAAGGGCAUUUAUGCAGCUAUCGAGAGAAAGGAUGAACAGAAAGAACCUCAUCCAGAUGGCUGGCAUUCUGAAGAGAGAUUAUCUUUGGAAAUGGCACUUUCGUUGUAUACGGAAAAUGCUGCUAUAGCAGAAUAUUCAGAACAGGAAAAGGGUCAAUUGAAAAUAGGAUAUUAUGCCGAUAUGCUACUGUUGUUGGAGGAAAAGUUGUUUAUCAGAAAGAGAAUUUUUCUGAUUACAUUAUUACUUUGGAACAACUUGAGUCUACACAAUGGACAAGUUGAGCCAAUGAUGAAAUGGAUUGGAAGAAUUGGCGGUGGGUUUAGCAAUCGUUGGAUACAUAAAACACGUCCUUGUAAGCGGAUUGAUGCCGCCUCAUUUGGUACGCAAACUAUUUUGAAAACAACUUUACAUAAGAAUACAAAGAAUAUUGGUUUACCAUUAUCUUCGUGUUUACGACGAUUCAGUUUUUGUACCAUGUCAACGAACAAAGAGUCUUCCGUGGACCAGCUUACUUCUGCUUUGUUAGAACAAGAUGAACGUGUUCGUAAUAUGCGUCUACAAAAUUGUCAACACGAAGAGUUGGACUUGGAAGAAGAAAGACUAAAGGAACUGCAUAGAAAGUUGAAUCAAUUGUUGAAGGAAACAGGAGCUGCUUCUGUCGAUGACUCUGAAAUGCAGACGAACUUUCCCAGAGAAGCCUUGGAAGGGUUGCUGAAAAGAAGAUUUUUUAUUGCUCCAAGUUUUGAAAUCUACGGCGGAGUUGCAGGUCUCUAUGAUUAUGGUCCUCCAGGGACAGCAGUGAAGAAUAAUAUUAUUCAGUUGUGGAGGCAACAUUUCGUAGUGGAAGAGAAUAUGCUGGAAUUGGAGGGUUCUUGUUUGACGCCUGACAUAGUCUUACGUGCAUCAGGCCACGUAGAUAAAUUCAGUGAUAUGUUGGUAAAGGAUAUAGAGACAGGUGACUGUUUUCGUGCAGAUCAUUUGUUGAAAGAACAACUCAACAAGUUGUUACAAGACAGUAACUUGUCAGUGGAGAAAAGAGAACUUGCGGAGACUACGUUGACGACCAUCGACGAGAUAGACUUGGACGAAAUGGCAAAACAGUUGAAACAUUGGAAAGUUUGUUCCCCAGAGACAGGAAAUCGUUUAAGUGAUCCUUAUCCGUUUAAUCUAAUGUUUCAAACUUCUAUUGGACCAACUGGAUUGUUACCUGGUUUUUUACGUCCUGAGACAGCUCAAGGCAUUUUUGUCAACUUUCGAAGGUUGUUAGAUUAUCAAGGAGAUAAACUGCCUUUUGCGUGUGCUCAAAUAGGAACUGCCUUUCGCAAUGAAAUUGCUCCCCGUUCUGGUUUAUUAAGGGUUCGAGAAUUCACUCAAGCAGAGAUUGAACACUUUGUUCAUCCAGAAAGGAAAGAACACCCUAAAAUAGAAAAAGUUUGUCAAGUCAAGGUUCGUUUAUUCCCCAGAAGAAGUCAGUUGACUACUCGACAAGCAGUUUCUAUGACCAUUCGGGAAGCGCUGGAGCAAAGAAUCAUCGAUAAUGAAACUUUGGGUUAUUUCAUUGCACGAACUCAACUUUUUGCGCUGAAGAUUGGUUUAGAUAUUCAUAAGAUUCGUUUUAGACAACAUUUACAACAUGAAAUGGCCCACUACGCCAAGGAUUGUUGGGAUUUAGAAGUGGAAUCAUCUUAUGGUUGGAUUGAAUGUGCUGGUUUAGCUGAUCGUGCAUGCUACGACUUGCAAAAUCACAGUGAGAAAUCUCACGUUGAUUUGACAGCCUUUGAAGUCUUUCCUGAAAAGAAACAAAUGGAAGUUUGGGUUGCAGAGUUUAACAAAGGAGUGUUGGGUAAAACAUUUCGACAUGAGGCAGCUCCUAUCAUGAAAACAAUAGAUGCACUUUCUGAAGUUGAAAAACAAAAUCUGCAAAGAUGUCUUGAGAAGGAAGGUUCUAUUUCAGUCAGUGUACAAGACAAGCAAUACAACCUUACAAAAGAUAUGGUUUGCUUUAAGAAAGUUACAAAGUCACUAAGUGGUCAAAGCUAUUAUCCUUCAGUUAUCGAACCUUCCUUUGGGAUUGGUCGAUUGUUGUACUGUGUUUGGGAACACAACUUUUAUAUUCGAAGUGGAGACGAUGAGCAACGUGCAGUUUUGUCAUUACCCGCUAUGGUUGCACCUUAUAAAUGUACAGUUCUUCCACUCAGUAAGAACGUUGUAUUUCAGACACUCAUAACUCAAGUGGGAGAAAAGUUAACCCGUUUAGGUAUUCAACACAAAGUGGAUGAAAGUGGUGUCUCUAUUGGAAAACGUUAUGCUCGAGCUGAUGAACUUGGAAUUCCAUUGGCUAUCACUAUCGAUUUUGAUAGUUUACAAGAUGGCUCUGUCACUUUGAGAGAAAGAGACUCUACGAAGCAAGUUCGAGGUUCUGUUGAUGAAAUCAUACAGGAAGUCAACUUAUUAUCCGAUGGCAAAGCAGAAUGGAAAGAUGUGAUGCAAAGACAUCCCAUCUUCGAAGCAAACAGCACAUAAAGACUGCUUCUACAAGUCUUUAACUUUGGUUUCACAAAUCCUCCAACCUUCGUCACCCAAAUCUAGUUCGUCAUCCAUUUUCCAUCCAAGUGUUGUUAGUUGCAAUGUGAUAGAGUAAAGUUGGUCCAACUUUAGAUUCCUUUGCCCUUUGCUCAACGCAGU